Messenger RNA from Phragmites australis (common reed), 2390 nucleotides. RefSeq lists its product as uncharacterized. Bases 184 to 2250 code for a protein of 688 amino acids. Gene Ontology annotation, molecular function: deSUMOylase activity. The transcript has 13 exons. The record is from RefSeq and is a predicted model, not a curated record. NCBI's taxonomy places the organism in Eukaryota, Viridiplantae, Streptophyta, Magnoliopsida, Poales, Poaceae. Gene Ontology annotation, cellular component: nucleus. Gene Ontology annotation, biological process: protein desumoylation.
UGCUCACAACAAAAAUUAGCUAUUCUUUUCAAGACCUUCAGCAUAGAACAACGACGAGCUAUAGAAGAAAUAGGCUUUGGAGAAUUAUUUAAGAUUCACCCUGUCAAAAUUCGUCGCGAAUUGUGCCAAAGCAUUGCCAAAAGCUAUGAUAGCAAAUCUGGAGCAUUCAACAUUGCAGGUCAUAUGCUAACAAUGACCAUCGACGACGUCGAUCAUCUAAUUGGGCUGCCAUCUAAAGGAGAGGAACUAUUUGAAGCACCAAAAAAAAAUCUACCUCAACGUUUCAGCCAAUACAAAUCUGGGACCAAUAUUUCUUUCAUUUCAUUGACAGAUUACUUCAACAAAAACAAGACCCACGAUGAUAAUUUCAUCCGGAGAGUCGUGCUAUACACUAUUGGUGUUUUUAUCUGCCCCACCCUGCAGCAGCAUGUUGCUUCAGAUUACCUCAACCUAGUGGAGAAUGUACAAGACAUUCGCAAACUCAACUGGGCUAGCCUUACUCGAAAUCAUUUGAUAUCAUGCAUAGAGAACUUCCACAAAAAGACCUCGCCAACCAAUCUAAAGGGUAACCUAGCCCUGCUACAGCUGUGGUAUUGGGAGAAGUUUUGUGUACAUGAACUUGAUCCAACCAGUUUUGCCACUGGACGCGAUAGACCACUUAUUCAGUACUGGACAGAAGAAAGGGCAAGAAUACGAGGAGAUAUUACAAAUAUCAAAGGAUUUGGAUACGGACAGAUUAUUCACGACAUCAGGAAACCUAUCAAACCCCCAAAAGAACCAUCUACAACUGAAGAUCCCAACACAUAUCAAGAAAGGUGUCAAAAUCAUCAAUCAGACAAUGACACGCAAGCAACUAACACCAACUUAUAUGAGUCACUACAAGAAAUAAAGGCUUUCAUGAAGGCAGUGCAAAUGCAAUUUCUGCGACUGGAUAAAAAAUUUGAUGACAGGGCGAGGGAAAAUACGCAAGCUAUUCAAUCAAUAAACAAACGCUUUGAUGCCUUCAUGAAAGGAUGCCAGAGUGAGAGUCAAAGAGAAGCAGCCAAGUCUAACAACCUGCAAACAUCGGAUGCGUUACAAAAUGAGGAACCUGGUGUUAAGAAGAACCAACCAGACGGGAGAAAAUAUAAAAAAAUAAAGACAUACACAAAGGAUGAUGUAUUACAAAUAUCUGAAUCUGGACCUAAGAAGAAACAGUCAGCUGGGAUCAACAGUACAGAAAAUAAGUCAGAGACAAAGCAAACUCGCAAACGGAACGAACAUACUAUACACUCCACUGUUUCCAAGCGACAGAGGCCUCGUUCUGGAAGGGAGUCAAAACCAAUCCGUCGCAAGGAUGAUGACUUCCUCUACUAUGGUACAAAAAUUACCAAACCAACAGAGCCCCAAAAAAAGAUACUUAUCUCAAAAGAUUACAUGUGCACUGAAGAAGAUUAUCCCAUUUUCGAAUACAUCAAAACCUCACCGCAGAAGAAAUUAUUGGUGGACAUGAAUGAUGCCCUCGUGAACAAAACCAACAUGGAGUGCCUGCUAUAUCAUCACAGAUACGUGAAUAGUGACGUCGUAAAUGCCUAUGUAUGUUGUCUACGGACUACGGACCAUCUAGGUUACAGGGAAGGUGGAAAGGUCUACAUAGAGAAUGCAUACAUUACCGCCAUGUUCAAAAGAGAUAAAAACCUAGAUAUAAAAGGAGAACCGAUAAAACAUCGUCAAUUCAUAGCAAAUCUGGCGUGCUGCUAUCAGGACCAUGAUAUGGUUUUCCUUCCCAUUAAUAUUGUAAACGCACAUUGGUACUUAGCGGUUAUCAAUGCCCCGGAGCGUCAAAUACAUGUAUUGGACUCUAGUGGUCCUGGGAACCGUGACGACCUAACAUAUGUGCUUCAAGGACUGGAGAACUAUUUAACAUUCCAAGACGACGAAAAUAUAUCAACCCAAAAGUGGAAGGACCUUCGAGUAACAACUUGGCCACUCACAGAACAAAUACGCAUUCCAAUGCAGAAAGACGUAGCAUCUUGCGGUCUUUUCAUGCUCAAAUUCAUGGAACACUGGACAGGAACUAGACUGGAUCACAAUUUUACACAGGAGGAAAUCAAGAAAUUUAGGGAGCAAUUACCGGUCCUGUUGGUCAAAUCUCCCCUGAAUGUUAUCGAUAUAACCAAAGGCAAUGCACCUAGCUCAAAAAGUGAUGCACAAGAGGGCGAUGAAGAUGAUGGACUCUCUAUAGAUAAACCUAUUCCUCCUACGUCUUAACUAUAUCAGUCCAAGUGCCUAUACCCAAGAUCAAUUAAACCUUCUCCUUACUUUACCGUAUGUUUUCACAACCACAAAUUUGCAUAACUUAUACUCAUCUUACUAUACCAUUUGUUUUCAUCUCAUAGAAUUAUGCGAUU